AUGGCUCCGUCUGACGCCAAGAAGGAAAGAGCUGCGGCGAAGAAAGCUGCUGCGGCCGCGAAGAAAGCCGCAAAGGGCAAAUCACCUUCCGUCAGUGCGAGCAACUCGCAGAAUGAUCUCAAGUCCCUCGACGAUCACGACAGAAGUUGCACCGGAGUUCUCGCCUCGCACGCCCUCUCACGAGAUAUACACGUCGUUGGAUUCUCGCUCAACUUCCACGGGCACGAGCUUGUCGCAGACACUACUCUUGAGCUCAAUUAUGGAAGGCGGUACGGUCUGCUGGGGCUGAACGGGUGCGGCAAGUCGACGCUUCUGAAGGCGAUCGGGAACCGCGAGGUGCCGGUGCAGGACCACAUGGACAUCUACUUCCUGUCCCACGAGAUCGAGGCCACCGACAUGUCCGCGCUGCAGGCCGUCAUCUGCGUCGACGCCGAGCGCCUCAAGCUCGAGAAGGAGGCGGAGGAGCUCGCAGAAGUUGAGGGCGCGGCGGAUCAGCUGGAGCGCAUCUACGAGCGGCUGGACGCCAUGGACUCGGCGACGGCGGAGGUGCGCGCGGCGCAGAUCCUGCACGGGCUGGGCUUCACCAAGCAGAUGCAGCAGAAGAGGACGCGCGACUUUUCCGGUGGCUGGCGCAUGCGCAUCGCGCUCGCGCGCGCGCUGUUCAUGCAGCCCACCGUGCUGCUGCUCGACGAACCCACCAACCAUCUAGAUCUGGAGGCGUGCGUGUGGCUGGAAGAUACAUUGAAGAAGUUCGACCGCAUUCUGGUGGUGGUGUCGCACUCGCAGGACUUUCUCAACGGCGUGUGCACCAACAUCAUCCACAUGCAGAACAAGAAGCUGAAAUUCUACUCCGGGAACUACGACUCGUACGUGCAGACGCGCAAGGAGCAGGAGGAGAAUCAGAUGAAGCAGUGGAAGUGGGAGCAGGAGCAGAUCUCCAACAUGAAGGAGUAUAUCGCUAGGUUCGGCCACGGCUCGGCGAAGCUGGCUCGGCAGGCGCAGAGCAAGGAGAAGACUCUGGCAAAGAUGGAGCGCGGCGGGCUGACGGAGAAGGUGGCGCGGGAUAACGUGCUCACGUUUAGGUUUACGGAUGUCGGGAAGCUUCCUCCGCCCGUGCUGCAGUUUUCGGAAGUCUCGUUUUCGUACGAUCCGGAGCAUGUGAUUUACGAGAAGGUGGACUUUGGUGUGGAUCUGGACUCGCGGAUUGCCCUCGUGGGGCCGAACGGGGCGGGCAAGUCGACGCUGCUGAAGCUGAUGACGGGCGAGCUGCAGUGCACGGAGGGCGCGGUGAAGCGGCAUAACCACCUGCGGAUUGGACAGUACCACCAGCACCUGGGCGAGAAACUAGACCUGGAGAAGAGCGCACUCGCAUGGAUGAUGUCCGAAUACCCCGGAUUGGAGGAGGAAAAAAUGCGGUCAGCCAUCGGAAGAUUCGGGCUGACCGGGAAGUGCCAGGUCAUGCCGAUGAAGAAUCUUUCGGACGGGCAGCGGUCGCGGAUCCUGUUUGCUUGGCUGGCGUGGCGGCAGCCGCAGAUGCUGCUGCUGGAUGAGCCGACCAACCAUCUGGAUAUCGAGACGAUUGACUCGCUGGCUGAGGCGCUGAAUGAGUGGGAUGGCGGCAUGGUGCUCGUGUCCCACGACUUCAGACUCAUCAACCAGGUGGCAAAGGAGAUCUGGGUGUGUGAGAACCGCACGCUGACGCGGUGGGAGGGCGACAUCGUGGGCUUUAAGAACCACCUGCGGAAAAAGGCCAACAUCGAAUGA
Closterium sp. Naga37s-1 is the source of this 1764-nucleotide messenger RNA. The record is from the annotation of a GenBank genome assembly. Lineage: Eukaryota; Viridiplantae; Streptophyta; Zygnematophyceae; Desmidiales; Closteriaceae.